AUGGCCCCUCCAUCGCGGGACCCAUUGAGCAGACUGCUCUCGUCGCCAAUAUUUUCACUCUUAUGCAUUGUUUAUCUCUUUAGCUCGACGGCACUGGCUGCGUCUGCGGUUUUGGGAGUUGAUUUAGGGACGGAAUAUAUCAAAGCAGCUCUGGUCAAGCCUGGAAUACCACUCGAAAUCGUCCUGACAAAGGAUUCACGGCGGAAAGAAGCUUCGGCGGUUGUUUUCAAGCCUGCGAAGAAUCCAAAGGCUGGCGAGUUCCCGGAACGAUUAUAUGGCUCCGAUGCCUUGGCGUUGGCAGCAAGAUUUCCUGGAGAUGUAUACCCAAAUCUGAAGGCCUUGUUGGGCUUGGGGGCAGACAAUUCGGUGGUGAAGGAGUACGCCUCGCGGCACCCGGCAUUGAAGUUGGCGACAGACAAGACUAGAGGAACGGUAGCUUUCAAGAGCGGUGCUUUCACACCAGAAGAGGAAGCAUGGACGAUUGAGGAAAUUCUGGCUAUGGAACUACAAAGCAUACAGAAGAACGCGGAAGCACUUGCAGGAAGAGGCAGUUCAGUCAAGGACUUGGUCAUCACCGUACCACCAUUCUAUACGGCAGAAGAGAGAAGAGCUGUUGAAUUGGCUGCCGAUUUGGCUGGGUUGAGAGUUUUGGAAUUGAUCAGUGAUGGAUUGGCUGUUGGGUUGAACUACGCUACAUCAAGACAGUUCAAGAGCGCCAAAGAUGGUGGGACUCCUGAACACCACAUGGUAUUUGAUAUGGGAGCUGGAUCAACCAAAGCAACUAUUCUGAAAUUCCAAGGACGAACCGUGAAAGACGUCGGGAAAUUCAACAAGACCGUUCAAGAGGUUCAGGUUCUCGGUGUUGGUUGGGAUAGAACACUUGGAGGUGAUGCACUUAAUGCAGUCAUCAUGGAUGAUAUGAUUUCUCAAUUCGUUUCUUCACCAGCAGCUAAGAGCGUUGCACCAACCGUUGAAGCUGUCAAGGCUCAUGGGAGAGCAUCUGCGAAACUUCUCAAAGAAGCCGAGCGAUUGAGACAUGUUCUCAGCGCUAAUGCUAACACUCAAGCCGGAUUCGAAGGACUCUACGAAGAUAUUGAUUUCAAAUACAAAAUCACCCGAGCUGAGUUUGAGAAAUUGGCUGAACCUCAUGUUGCUCGCAUUUCCGUUGCGAUACAAAAGGCGUUGGAUAUGGCUAAUCUUGAAGCCAAGGACCUCGAUUCCGUCAUCCUCCACGGCGGCGCCAUUCGCACACCCUUCGUCCAACAAGAGCUUGAGAAAUUCUUAGGCUCGGCCGAUAAAGUACGCACCAACGUCAAUUCCGACGAGUCUGCUGUCUUUGGUGCUGUAUUCCGUGGAGCCGGUUUGAGCCCUUCCUUCCGAGUCAAGGAGAUUAGAGCUCUUGAAGCUGCUGUUUAUCCAACCGGUAUCAAAUGGACCAACAUCUACGACAAACCUCAACACGAGAGACUGUGGGAAGCCAAGUCCCUGGUUGGAGUUGAGAGAAAAUACAUAUUCAAAAACCAAAAGGACUUUCCAAUCAAGUUCUAUCAACAUGUUCCAUCUUCUGAGAAUGUUUCUCCUGGAUCUGCUGAGAAAGAGUUGCUCACUUUGACAACUCAGAACUUGACUGAAUCCCUAGCUCAUCUCAAAGAGAAGUUUAGCUGCUCUGAUGGCGACAUCAACCUCAAGCUCAGCACUCGUCUUGCAGUUAACAAUGGUCAAGUCGAGAUUGUCAAGUUGGUUCUUGAUUGCGAGGUCGAAGAAAGUGAAGGCAAAGCUGGUGCUUUCGAUAGUGUAAAGAACAUGCUUGGAUUUGGAAAGAAAGAUCAAGCUCCAUUGACUGACGAGGAAGAGGCUGAGACCGUUUCGAGCUCGGCUACCUCAUCAAGCAGCUCCACCAGCUCAUAUGCGUCAGCUUCCGCAUCAGGGAAAGACGCAAAGAAGGAUGCUAAAUCCAAAGACAAAGAUGCCAAGAGCAAGGAUAAAGAUGCAAAGCCAAAGAUCGUGAAGCGAUUCGAGAUUGUUCCUAUCAAAUUCACAAUCGAGAAAAACGGUCUUCCUCAGAUUCCAGAAACUGAAUUGACAAGAAUGAAGAGCAGAUUAUCUGCUUUUGCUGAUUCCGAUCUUUCCCGAAGACGUCGCGAAGAGGCAUUGAAUCAAUUGGAGGGAUAUACUUACAAAGUUCGGGAUUUCCUGGAGAAGGAAGAUUUCAUCGCCGCGUCAACCGAAGAGGAGAGAUCUAGUCUUGAAGCCAAGUCGGCGGCCGCUAGCGAGUGGAUCUACGGAGAUGGUGCACACGCCAACCGUGAUGAAUUCAAGGCCAAGUUGAAGGAGAUGAAGGAUAUCGUCGAGCCAAUUCAACUUCGAAAGACUGAAGCUGUUGCUCGACCAGAACAACUCAAACUUCUCCAAGAGUCACUGAACCAGACUCAGUCUAUGAUCGCUGGUAUUAAAGAGCAAAUCGCUAACGACACCAAGAACCACGAGGCAUUUACAUCGUCAAAACUUGCUGCCUCAAAAGCCACCCCACUCCCAUCAUCAUCGACCAAGGAGGCAGACGACUUUGACGGCCUUGAGGAUGAAGCUACCGCCUCAGCAACAGUAGAGCCAGAAGCAGAAGAAACCAUGGCACCAUCAACAUACGUCGAAGCAGACAUCGUCAGACCUCAAUCCCUCUACGACGAAAUCACUGUCUGGCUUACCAAAAAACUCUCGGAGCAAGAAAAGUUAUCCGAGACUGCUGACCCAGUCCUGCUCUCCAAAGACCUGGAAUCACGUUCCAAACAACUCCAGGAAGUCCAGGUCGAACUCAUCAUGAAAAGCAUGCAACAACCAUUCAAAUCUUCUCGACCACCAAAGAGCAAAAAGCCAUCACCAAAACCCAAAAAGACCAAGUCUGCAAAGACGAAGACUACCUCGACCGAGGCGGCUGAGAAGACUGCGGCUGGAGAUGAGCAGCCAAUGUUCCAGGUUGGCGAAGAUGGGAAACCCAUCUUCAAGGUUGGUGAGGACGGUAAAAUGCCGAGCGAGGAGGAGAUUUUGGAGUUUAUUGAGAAGAGUAAGAAGGAGAAUGCUGGGAAGGCAGAGGGGAAGCAUGAUGAAUUGUGA
Molecule: messenger RNA, 3108 nt
Organism: Glarea lozoyensis ATCC 20868
Lineage: Eukaryota; Fungi; Ascomycota; Leotiomycetes; Helotiales; Helotiaceae
Product: Actin-like ATPase
Exons: 1
Coding region: 1-3108 (1035 amino acids)
Biological process (GO): cellular response to hypoxia; negative regulation of hypoxia-induced intrinsic apoptotic signaling pathway; endoplasmic reticulum unfolded protein response
Cellular component (GO): endoplasmic reticulum chaperone complex
Molecular function (GO): ATP-dependent protein folding chaperone; ATP binding
Source: RefSeq, a predicted model, not a curated record